CACCGUCUGCUUCCAAAACGGAUGUAAACACUGCCCGGUUCACGUGGAGGCAGGAACCGACUAUGGCACCGAAGCUGGAGCGUUUUGUCAGUCCGGGGAAGGGUAACGGUCUGCGGGCGACAGCUCGGAUCAAGAGAGGGGAGCUGGUGUACUCCUGCGAGCCGCUGGCGUGCUGUGUGUCCAACAAACUGUCCAGAGACGUCUGCCAUCACUGCUUCACACGACGGGAGACCUUGUUGAGGUGUUCCCAGUGCAAGACAGCUCGCUACUGCAACAUCACCUGCCAGAGACAAGCAUGGUCUGGGCAUAAGAGAGAGUGUAAAUGUCUGCGAAGCCUCCUACCCAGAAUUCCCACUGACUCAGUCCGUCUGGCUGCCAGACUCAUCUUUGCCAUGUUAAGUCCAUCUCAGAACAGCAGUGAGGAGCUGUACACUUUGGAGGAGCAUGAAUCACACCUGAGUUCUGUGUCUGAGCAGAAGAAACAAGGUCUGUCUCAGCUAGCGUCCAUGUUGGAGCUGUACCUACAACAGGAGGCACCUGACCUGAUGCGGGAAAUGACAUCACUGCCGCCCUCCUGCAGAGAACCCCUCAGCCUUAUUGCAAAGGUGACGUGUAAUUGUUUUACCAUCAGUGACGGAGAGCUUGAGGAGAUUGGUGUUGGGCUCUAUCCUAGUUUAUCUCUGCUGAACCAUGACUGUAGGCCAAACUGUGUGAUGGUGUUCAAGGGGACAAAGCUGCAGCUGAGAGCCGUUCGGGAGAUCAACCCUGAAGAGGAGCUAACUAUAAGUUACAUCGAGACACUGUCAUUGACUGAAGAUGGACAGAAGCAGCUGGAGGACCAGUACCACUUCACCUGCCGCUGUCAGCGCUGUGACUCCCAAGACAAAGACGGACUCAUGCUCUCAGGUGGUGAAUCAACAUGGAGACCAUUGAAGGAGGCUCUGCCCAGACUGGAAGGACUGAAAGCAGAGUCGAACUGGCAAACACUACUAGAGAGCUGCAGCCAUCUGUUAUCAACUGUUGGCUGCGACGUGCCUGAAGAAAACCUGUAUAAGCUCAGGGUGACAGACAUGGCUCUGGAUGCUUCCGUUCACCUGGGACACUGGGAGGAGGCUGUGGGAUAUGGGGAGAAAACACUCCCAGUAUACAGACAAUACUACCCUGAUCCCCAUCCAGUCCAUGGAGUCCAGCUGAUGAGAGUUGGAAAGCUGCAGCAUUACUUGGUGCACAUUGAGGAUGCUCUGGAAACAUUCAAACAGGCCUAUCAGAUCAUAAAGGUCACCCACGGUGACGAUCACCCCAUGACCACCGAUCUGCUGAUGAAGAUGGAGGAAUGUCGCACUGAGAUGGAUCAACACUCAUCCAGCUGAUACAUGGAUUCUUUUUUUAUUUUAGUCAUAAUGUUAGCGGUGUAUUAAUCAGUCCCAAUCAUCAGUUCCAUAGAGAUGUGUAAUCUGAACAAGAAGUGGAGAGUUUUGAUGACUGUAUAUUACAUCUGAUGAACUGGCAUGAAUUAAAAUCUUUUUGUCAACA
Acanthopagrus latus (yellowfin seabream) is the source of this 1533-nucleotide messenger RNA. It is a transcript of the gene smyd3, whose product is annotated as SET and MYND domain containing 3. The transcript has 12 exons. The record is from RefSeq and is a predicted model, not a curated record. NCBI's taxonomy places the organism in Eukaryota, Metazoa, Chordata, Actinopteri, Spariformes, Sparidae. Gene Ontology annotation, cellular component: nucleus. Gene Ontology annotation, molecular function: protein binding. Bases 63 to 1370 code for a protein of 435 amino acids.